AUGCGACCUUUAGACAUUCACCAGUUGCUAAGCAACAGCAAGGAUUCUAAGGGGAGAAUAACAAAGCCAAGGUUUUUGGAUAAAGAGAAGAGGCUGGUUUUAGCUGCUGAGAGACGUAAUAAAGAGUUUAACAGUGCUGAUCGAGUCCGGGAUAAGAAGGUCAGGGUAUUAGUAGAGCCUGAGGAGCAAAUAAUAGAUCAGGCUUCUUCACGGCAGGUCAAGGGCGUAGAGAGGGUUUCGAGAAGCAAGUUCAACUUUGACUGGAAUGAAAAAGAAGAUACACUAGCUGAAUUUAAACCUCUGACAAAGGUGAAGGUGAAAGAUGUGCUUUAUAGAGCGAGAGAGGGUUCUGCAGUGGAUGGCUAUAUGAGUAAGCGGUGGACAGAGAAGAAAUUAUCUGAAAUGACCGAGAGAGAUUGGAGGAUUUUAAGAGAAGAUUUUAAUAUAACGGCGAAAGGAGGGGGUAUGAAGCAUCCGCUGAGGAAUUGGAGCGAACUGAAGCUUAUACCGACGGAUAUAGUGAAAGUGAUCACGGAUGACCUUGGAUAUGAGGAGCCGACUCCCAUUCAAAGGGCGACCAUUCCCAAUGUUCAGAACAAUAGAGAUUUUAUGGGAGUCGCCUCGACAGGUUCAGGUAAGACAUUGGCAUUUCUAAUACCAAUAUUUAUGAAAUUUACCAAGCUUCCACCUCUAAAUGUGAUAACAAGACAAGAUGGACCGCAAGCAUUGAUACUGGCUCCAACGAGAGAAUUGGCUCAGCAGAUAGAGGCAGAAGCCAAGAAAUUCUGCGCUCACUGGAAAAGGCCUUGUUUGGUUACCAGUAUAGUAGGUGGCCAUACAUUGGAGGAAAUCAUUUUCAAUUUGCAAGACGGCUGCAAUAUUCUGGUUGCUACACCAGGCAGAUUGAUCGACUGUCUAGAAAAUCACGUUCUGGUAUUGAAACAAGUGUAUACUCUUGUCUUAGAUGAAGCAGAUAGGAUGGUUGAUUUUGGAUUUGAGGACCAGUUAACAACUAUUCUGGCUAGGACCGAUGACAUAUUAGAGAAGCAAACGCUGAUGUUCACCGCGACUAUGUCUUCUUCGAUUGAAAGGAUUGCCAAUGGGUAUUUAAGGAAUCCCGGAUUUGUGACUAUUGGUGGUUCAGGAAGCGCUCCACAAAUCCAGCAAAUUAUAGAAUAUGUUGCAACUGACGAACAGAGGUUUAAAAUGCUAACCCAAGAUAUACUUCCCAAUUAUAGACCCCCAGUAAUCAUAUUUAUUAAUUAUAAAGUAACGGCUGAUUGGUUGUUGCGUAAGUUCCAGGAAGAAAGCAAAUUCAGGGUGACAAUUUUACAUGGCUCUAAAUCCCAAACCCAAAGAGAGCACUCUUUAAAAGCUUUCCGAGAGGGUAAAGUUGAUAUUAUGGUGGCAACAGACGUUGCAGGCAGAGGAAUUGAUAUUCCAAAUGUAUCUCUUGUUGUUAACUUCCAGAUGCCUUCUAAGUUGGACGAUUACAUUCAUAGAAUUGGUAGAACCGGUAGGGCGAACCAAAAAGGUACAACUCUAACGUUUUUGGGAGAUAAAGAUGACGCAAGACUUGUACAGUCUCUGUUCAAGUUUGCAAAGAAACAUGACGUAACAGGAACUAACAGCAUUUCCGAUGAGGCAAAAAGGCAAUUUCAUAUAGGUGAAGAUGAUUUAAAGGCGUUGAUCUACUGA
This is a messenger RNA of Eremothecium cymbalariae DBVPG#7215, 1698 nucleotides long. RefSeq names its product mRNA splicing protein PRP28 (gene PRP28). The transcript has a single exon. NCBI's taxonomy places the organism in Eukaryota, Fungi, Ascomycota, Saccharomycetes, Saccharomycetales, Saccharomycetaceae. Bases 1 to 1698 code for a protein of 565 amino acids. Gene Ontology annotation, cellular component: catalytic step 2 spliceosome. The record is from RefSeq and is a predicted model, not a curated record. Gene Ontology annotation, molecular function: RNA binding; ATP binding. Gene Ontology annotation, biological process: mRNA splicing, via spliceosome.